AUGUCGCAAACCGGGUGGUGUGGAAGAAAAACAACAUUGGCCUCUCUUUCCACAACGUUAUUUCAACAAAUUCCGUAUGAAAUUUGGAGUGAUCAAAUAUUUCAAUUCAUGGGAGGAAAGUGGUUGUUUGGUAUCGGAAGACUUGUCUGUCGUGAAUGGAACGAUAUCAUUAUUCAUGAUUUGCUCUUUAUUAAAUUACAUAUCACUUUAAACCAUUAUAUGUAUGAGGAUGAAUCAAAACGUGUGCUUCAAGCAUGUAUUACUUCAUUGGUAAAAACUUGUUUACGUAAGAGCUUUGUCGGAGUGAAAGAUUUGACAUUCAGUGGAUUGUAUUACUUGCCCUACUAUGAAACCAAUCAAUCUAGAAAUUAUUUUGAAAUUAAUGGUGAUCAAAAACGAUUCAAAAUGAUUCCAGUUGAGGUAGUAGAGAAUGGAACAUUUACCAAAAUUGACCCAAUGAAUUUUAAUCCUUUUGAAUACUUUCCACAACUGACUUUAUUGAACAUUAGAGAAAACUUUUUAGAUUGGAAUGCUUGUAAACAUUUGGCAAAUUGUGAAAGAUUACAGAAUCUAACUUGCUUAAAUAUUAGUAACAACAAUAUUUCAGAUGAAGGCCUUUCCCAGUUGAGUGCAGGUACAACGUUAACAAAACUUGUCGCAUUAGACUUGAGUGGAAACAGUAUUAGUUCAUUAUCAAUUGAAAAAUUUCGUUGCAGUUCAAUAUUUUCACAACUCACAGAAUUAGAUGUCAGUUUUAACAACUUGAAAGAUCAAGGCGUGAAUCUAUUACUGUGCCAUAACAAUUCUAAUAAUUGGCCAAAUCUCACCAAACUCGUGAUGUGUCGAAUCAGCAUGACCUGUGAAGGAGCACGAGCCAUUGCAAAUUCUCCUGUAUUGAAACAAAUCAAAUACUUGAGCUUGAGUUUCAAUUCGAUCCAAGAUGAAGGAUUGCAAGCACUUUCAAACAGCAACCAUUUCGCAUCACCUUCGUUAUUGACCCAUCUUGAUUUGGUUGGAAAUGGAAUUACCAACAGUGAAUUAUUUAAUAGUCAGAAUUUUUCAAACCUUACCGAGUUGACAUUAUUGGCUAAUAGCAUUACUAAUCACAAAGCAAGCCAUAUAUCAGAGUAUCUUCAAAAAUUAAAAUCAUUUAGAUAUUGA
Molecule: messenger RNA, 1161 nt
Organism: Naegleria lovaniensis
Lineage: Eukaryota; Heterolobosea; Eutetramitea; Acrasida; Naegleriidae
Exons: 1
Coding region: 1-1161 (386 amino acids)
Molecular function (GO): protein binding
Source: RefSeq, a predicted model, not a curated record